CAAUAUCCUCUUGCAAUAUUACUGGUAGAGGGUGAGAUCAUACUUGGAAUAGAAAUGCAAAAAAUGCUACUUUCUGAAAAGGCUACGAGUAAUUCCUCUCAUGGCCAAGACUCUUCCUACUUCCUAGGUUGGCAGGAGUACGAGAAAAACCCCUACCAUGAUGUCCAUAAUCCAACUGGGAUUAUUCAGAUGGGUUUAGCUGAGAAUCAGCUCUCCUUCGACAUUAUUGAAUCAUGGAUUGCAACAAAUGUGGACUCCACUGGUUUCCACCACAAAAAUGGAAAAUCCAUGUUUAGAGAAUUGGCACUCUUCCAAGAUUACCAUGGCUUGCCAGCUUUCAAGAAUGUGCUGGCAGAGUUUAUGGCUGAAAUUCGAGGAAACAAAUUGAGAUUUGAAGCAAACAAGAUUGUACUAACCGCAGGCUCAACAUCUGCAAAUGAGACCCUCAUGUUUUGUCUAGCUGAACCUGGACAGGCUUUUCUUGUGCCUACACCUUACUAUCCAGGGUUUGACAGAGAUCUUAAAUGGAGAACCGGUGUCGAAAUAGUGCCCAUCCAUUGCUCGAGUUCUGAUGGAUUCCGGCUCACUGAGUCCGCGCUAGAAGAAUCCUACCAACAAGCCCAAGAACUCAAAUUAAGAGUCAAAGGAGUGCUAAUCACAAAUCCGUCAAACCCUUUAGGCACUACCAUGACCAAAAAAGAGCUCAACUACCUCAUCAAUUUUUCCAUCGCCAAAAGAAUCCAUAUCGUGAGCGACGAAAUAUUUUCAGGAACGGUGUUCGACUCUCCACAAUAUACAAGCAUCGCGGAGUUAGUAGUGGAGAGAAAGCUUAACCAAAUGACAGAUAUCUGGAAUCGAAUCCACAUCGUUUAUAGCCUGUCUAAGGAUUUGGGCCUUCCGGGCUUUCGAGUGGGCCUGAUUUACUCGAACAAUGAGAAACUCCUAUCGGCCGCCACCAAAAUGUCUAGCUUCGGGCUCGUUUCCUCGCAAACCCAGUUUUUUCUCUCGAAAAUCCUUGCGGAUAAGAAAUUCACGAGAAAUUACAUUAGAACUAACAAGAAGAGGAUCAGAGAGAGAAAGGAAAUGCUUGUUUGUGGGCUUUUGAAUGUGGGGAUAAAGUGCUUGGAAAGCAAUGCUGGGCUUUUUUGUUGGGCCGACAUGAGGCAUCUACUUGGGGAAAAUUCGUUUGAAGGGGAAAUGGCGCUUUGGAAAAAGAUAGUGUAUGAAGUUGGGCUGAAUAUAAGUCCUGGGUCCUCUUGCCAUUGCGUAGAGCCCGGUUGGUUUCGGGUUUGCUUCGCGAAUGUGUCGAAAGAGGCCCUGAGUGUCUCGAUGAACCGGAUCAAGGCCUUUGUCGAGCCCAUGGGCCGUAGGGCAAAUGGUUUGAACCAAGGGGAAGUGGUUAGUAACUGGAGAAUGAGGUCUCUUUCCAAGUGGGUUUUGCAGCUUUCGUUUUGUGAUAGGGAGGCAGACCGUUAAGUCUCAUGGGAAGAUGUCAACUCUCUCUCUCUCUCUCUCUCUCUCUCUUCAUUCGUGCUUGCAUUAUCGGU
Molecule: messenger RNA, 1547 nt
Organism: Rhododendron vialii
Lineage: Eukaryota; Viridiplantae; Streptophyta; Magnoliopsida; Ericales; Ericaceae
Product: 1-aminocyclopropane-1-carboxylate synthase 3-like
Exons: 4
Coding region: 55-1476 (473 amino acids)
Biological process (GO): amino acid metabolic process; biosynthetic process
Molecular function (GO): pyridoxal phosphate binding; transaminase activity
Source: RefSeq, a predicted model, not a curated record